Mycetomoellerius zeteki is the source of this 817-nucleotide messenger RNA. RefSeq names its product mitochondrial import inner membrane translocase subunit Tim10 B. The record is from RefSeq and is a predicted model, not a curated record. Lineage: Eukaryota; Metazoa; Arthropoda; Insecta; Hymenoptera; Formicidae. The transcript has 3 exons. The coding region runs from base 463 to 759 and encodes 98 amino acids.
AAGGGGUCAAUGACAGAUUUUCUAACCUGGUCGUCGACUUUAACGAAUAAUAUCUCGGUUUGCGGGGCAGAGCGACGCUUUUUCUGCCAGAUUCUUUCGUUUCAUGCAAAAACGCGUCGAAUAAUCUCAAUUUUAUUGAUUUUUGGGUUGCGAAAGCUGAACUAUAAUUACCCUUUAUUUAUUUUUACGUGAAAACGUAUCGAAUGAAUGUAUUUUUAUCAAAAUUUGAGGUGAAGGGGAUAUUCUUAAUAUUUACCAAUAUCAGCGUAUCAAAUGCUUAAUGUAAACUGGCCAGUUGCAAGCUUCUACAAUUAUCUCGUUUCGCAGGGAAGACUGCAUUUUUCUGCCGGAUUCUAUCGUUUCGAAUGAAAACGCGUCGAAUAAGUAUAUUUUUAUCAAGUUUCGCAAUCUAAAUAAUUACCAAAUACAGUUGUAGUGUGUUAAAAAUAUUCAGCUGUGUACAUGGAUGCAUUACAACUAAGAAAUUUUAAAGACUUUCUUUUGCUGUACAACCAAAUAUCUGAAAUGUGUUUCAAAAAAUGUGCAAAUACUUUUCUGUCUCGAGAAAUUACUCCUGAUGAAGACGUAUGCAUAAAUAAUUGUGUACAGAAAUACAUCUACACUAAUCAUAAGAUAAUGGAAAUAUUCAUGGAAGUACAACCUAAAAUGGUGCACAAAAGAAUGGAGGAGAUAAACAUGGCUCAAACAGCAUUAGAAGCACAAGAUCAGCAAAUCAAAGUGGAGCAGAAUCUACAAUAAUACAUGUUUAUCAGUUAUAUGCAAUAUAUUUUUUAAUUUGUCAAAUAUUUUUUAAUUU